Messenger RNA from Lactuca sativa (garden lettuce), 1499 nucleotides. The record is from RefSeq and is a predicted model, not a curated record. NCBI's taxonomy places the organism in Eukaryota, Viridiplantae, Streptophyta, Magnoliopsida, Asterales, Asteraceae.
CAAGCAAGAAAAACCUCUUCGUGUUCUUCGGUCUCACGUGCAUCGGGAUCAUCAACCAUGUAUUCACUACAUGAUGAUUUUCUUCAAAAGAACUUCUUUUACAAAAUAUCCACUAUUCACGAAUUGAAUGAGGGAAAUUGUGCGGUAAUUCUUGGAACAAUAAAGAUGUUUGAAGAUAUGCGGACUUGGUACUAUAAUGCGUGUAUAAAAUGCAAGUCAAAGGUUAUUUUAAUGGAUGUUCCAAAUGAGGCGUUCAAUGACUUGGACCGCUUUGAAGAGAAAAAGAUGAUGUUUUGUCCAAAAAAAGAUUGCAAAGGCAAAGAUGUUAUUGCUGAACCAAGGUAUGUAACAAAUAAAAACUUAAUAUAUUCUAAUUCAAUGAUUUUAAAUUUAUUUUUAAUGUUACAAAUUUAUGUUUAUAUAUGUUCUUUUUAAGUUACAUGAUCAAAGUUCGAGUUCAAGGUUUAGUUGGAGUGGUCUUACAAUGUUUGAUCGUGAAGUAAGAAACCUUCUGAAAAUAUAUGUUGCUGAAUUAAUAUCAAAAUAUGAAAGGGUAUAUGUAUUUUAUAAUCAAUACCAUAUUGCUAAAUUAAUGUUGUUUUUUAAACAUUUAUUUAAUUCAUAUUGUUUACUACUAAUUUUUUUAGUUCGACAACCCAAGUGACUUUCCAAAUGAGUUGAACGCCAUGCUCAAUAAAAAAUUGGCUUUUAAGAUCGUUGUCAAGACUUUGAAUUCCUCAAAAUUUGGUCGUUAUUACAACAUUUCCAAGAUAACAGAUAAUUUCGACAUUAUUGUUGCUUUGGAAAACAUUGAGAAAAAGAAUAUCAUUGAAUAGGUAAAAAUACACCAUAAUUUGAUUACUUUACUACAUAAUAUUUCAUAGAAUCCUUAAUGUAACAAUUUUUUUUACCCAUAAUAUUAUAGGAUAUGGAUAAUGAUUCUGUUAAUGCAGUUGGCUCAGAAUUUGCAUCUCAAGACACAGUGGGUUGUAAGGAUGUUAAUUCCCACACUGAUGAUAAUACUCCUGUGUCAAAUAUUCCAUCUGGUAAUAGUACAAGUCCAUCAUCAGUAACCGCCACCAACAACCUCAAUUCUCCACCUACAAGUGUCAAACGUAAACUCGUAGAUAUUUAUGAUCUUGAUGAUGAUGUUUAUGAAUCUGCAACAAAACCUAAUGCAUCCUGUGUUGACAAUGACAAAGCUGGAAUAACAACCAAAUUGUUGAUUCCUAAGGUGGAAAAAUGAUCCUAAACAACAAUCGUUCUUUGCUAAUCAUUGCUUUCUUUUAAGAUAUUUUUUUUAUAUUUCCUUCUUUUACUUGCAUAUUAUUUUGGAUUUCUAAAUUUUGUGUUUGGUAAACUAUGAAUACUCAUUUGUGUUAUCUUUUACUUUUUUAAUUGAAUAUCGGAAUUGGGGUUUGGAUGUUUCCUUGUGGUAGCUUCUACUAAACAGCAGUAUUGUUUUCUUUGUGUUUGUUCAUAACAAUAUAUGGUUUGAU